GGCAAGGGCCGCAUGUGGUGUGCGAUCGCAUGUAGUGUUUUGAGUUGCUAUCGUGGAGUGGUGUCCGGUGCAUAGCCCGCCCGCCCUCACUCUCGGCCUAACACGCGCACUACAGGUUCGACGACAUCUCGCUGCGGCCUCAAGACAUCGCGGCUGGCCGCGGAGGCGCGGGCGGGCCGAUCGGCUGCGGCGGCACGCUCCGGCUCACGAGCCUGCACUUCACCGGCUACUGGCAGGGCAUGGAGGGGAUGUACCUCGGCGACGGCAUCCAGCGCCCCGACACGGUCGGCUUCGCGUGCGACGGCUUCGAGUCCGCCGUGGCCAACCCUUUCGCGUCCGGCUGGCAGUGGGUCGGGCCGGGCGUGAGGCCGCCGGGGCUGCGCGACAAGGUGGUGAGCUACAUGCGAGACGUGUGCGGGGCGUUCACGAGCCUCGAGCAGGUGUGGGACCGGUGCAUGUUCCUCAAGGCGUGGGCGCCGGCGGCCAUGGCCACGGUCAAGGGGAAGUGGUCGAGGACGAAGGCGAAGCUUCACACGGUGAUGUCGCGUCGCGCUGAUUGAAAGUGGGGGCACAUUAUCUCGAGUUUAUCACACAAUUCACAUGCUUUUCGACGUGUGGAGAUUUUGUGUGAGACUGAGACUUGCAGAGAACCCAAACUCAACAACAUCUUCUAACCAAAGACCAAACAGCAAACUCCUCUCGAAACAAACAAACUCCUCUAUCCUCUCGCUCGGCGCGCAGGCGGCCGAGCUCGUACAGCAA
Messenger RNA from Emiliania huxleyi CCMP1516, 762 nucleotides. RefSeq lists its product as hypothetical. The transcript has 3 exons. The coding region runs from base 240 to 560 and encodes 106 amino acids. The record is from RefSeq and is a predicted model, not a curated record. NCBI's taxonomy places the organism in Eukaryota, Haptophyta, Isochrysidales, Noelaerhabdaceae.